Molecule: messenger RNA, 1545 nt
Organism: Talaromyces amestolkiae
Lineage: Eukaryota; Fungi; Ascomycota; Eurotiomycetes; Eurotiales; Trichocomaceae
Exons: 2
Coding region: 1-1545 (514 amino acids)
Biological process (GO): transmembrane transport
Cellular component (GO): membrane
Molecular function (GO): transmembrane transporter activity
Source: RefSeq, a predicted model, not a curated record
AUGUCCACCGAAAAAGUCCAGGAACCAGCACCAGCAUCUGAAAGUCUCAUCGCAAAGGACACAAAUGGCACCGGUCAAGCUGAAGGCCUUGACAAGUUGGGAUACGUACAGGAACUAACCCGCAAUCGAUCCCUCUUCACCCUCCUCUUCCAGACACUCGCCAUUGCCGCCAUUCCCUAUGGCGAAGGGGGUCCCCUGAUGAGCGCCAUCUACGGUGGUGGGCCACUCUCCAUAUUCGUGGGCUGGAUUGUUGUCUGCAUCCUAGAUGAAUGUGUCGCUUUGUCGCUUGCUGAAUUGGCUUCGCGCUGGCCUACCUCCGCAGGUCCAUACUACUGGUCCUUUCAAAUCGUGCCUCAGCGAGCCAAAGUUGUUCUAUCCUUCAUCAACGGCUGGGUCUGGCUCAUUGGUAAUUGGACAAUCACCCUCUCCGUGAACUUUGGAUUUGCGUCUUUACUCUCGGGGACCAUCUCAAUGUACCAUCCCGACUGGUCUGCGAAUGAUUGGCAACUGCUUCUUAUCUUUUACGCGAUUUGCCUAGCGUCCUUUGUCAUUUGCACUUUCGGAAAUAGUUUUUUGCCUAUGAUUGACACCAUCUGUGCUGCAUGGACUGCGAUCAGUAUCCUCAUCAUCAUGAUUGCGCUUUCUGUUAAGGCUGAUGUGGGUCGUCAUGAUGCAUCCUACGCUCUCGGUCAUUACGAUACCAGUCUAUCCGGAUGGGGAGGUUUUACGUUCUUCAUCGGACUUUUGCCAGCGGCAUACUGCUUCUCAGCUGUUGGUAUGAUCUCAUCUAUGGCAGAAGAAUGCGCAAAUGCCGUCGUCAAAGUUCCCCAAGCCAUUUCGCUAUGUGUCCCCGUCGGUGGAAUCGCAGGCUUGUUCUUCAUCAUCCCCAUCUGCGUCACUCUGCCACCCUUGGAAGAUAUCAUCCUAGCCCCUGCCGGACAAGCAUUGCCGUAUAUCUUCCAGCAAGUCAUGGGAUCGCCCGGUGGUGGUCUGGGACUUAUUUUCCUGGUUCUGGCCAUCACCCUCUUCUGCUCCAUCAGUAUCACAGUGGCAGCAUCCCGAACAACAUACGCAUUUGCCCGCGACGAGGCACUGCCUCUAUCCAAACUCUGGGCCAAAGUCAACUCUCGCCUCGGCGUACCUGUCUGGUCUCUUGUCCUCGUGACAGUUGUCCAGAUGCUUUUAGGCUUAAUCAACCUCGGCAGCUCCAGCGCCUUCACGGCAUUUGUCUCCGUUGGCGUCGUCGCUCUAGCAAUCAGCUACGCCAUUCCCAUCGGUGCCAGCGUCUUCCACAGACGCCAAGAAGUCAACAACGCCAAAUUCAACUGCGGGCCCGUCGUGGGGCUAGUGGUCAACAUCAUUGCCCUGCUGUGGAUUGCGUUCGAGCUGGUGCUGUUUUGCAUGCCGACGGUCCUGCCAGUUACGGCUGUUUCGAUGAAUUAUGCGGCUGUUGUGUUUGUGGGAUUUAUGGCUAUUUCGGCGGUUUGGUAUGGCAUUUAUGCUAGGAAAACAUAUAAGGGCCCUCCCGCGUCUGAUGGACUUUGA